Meloidogyne enterolobii is the source of this 380-nucleotide messenger RNA. The record is from the annotation of a GenBank genome assembly. Lineage: Eukaryota; Metazoa; Nematoda; Chromadorea; Rhabditida; Meloidogynidae.
GUGAAGAUUGUAUUACAUUAUGGAAAUUUGGCACAUUUGAAGAAGGGAUUUGUGGUAAAGGUUCACUGAAAUGCCCGGAAACUUUUGCUUCACACACUGUUAUAAUGAAAAUGCCAAAUACAGAAAUGUGGUUUAUUAAAAUGGCUAUUGAUCCACAUCGAAAGUUUCUCGCUUGUGGAAGUCAACAAGGUGAAAUUAGAUUAUGGAGAUUAAAUGCAAAUAGAUUGCCUUUAGCAGAAAGUGAUUAUCUUCUUGUUCCAAGCAAUAAGGAAUUGAAAGGAUGUAUUCGUCAAAUAGCUUUCAGCCCCGAUGGAAAAUUAAUGAUGGCUGUUGGCGAUUGGGGAUUGGUAAUUCGUUUUGAUCUCAAUCCAGAUUUUUAA